CAGCUGCAGGGGAAGGGGUGGAGGAAGAGAGAGGGAGGAACGGAAGCGGCAGUACAGUCAAGUCUACUUUCUGGAUUUAACUAACGUGCAAUAUUUAUGUAAACAGUAGAGUGAUAACGAUCAAACAUGAUAUCAGAGGAUUUAGUUUCCACCUGUGCGGAACUAGAGCGCCAAGAAUUAACUUCUCCGACAGGUGAAGCUUCACCCCAAGAAUAUGCUCAAUUGUUAGCCAUCUAUCUAUGUCAAAGUGAUCUGUGUAAUGCCAAGUUUUUAUGGAAACGCAUCCCAGCAUCUGCGAAGAGCAGUAAUGAGGAAUUGUCACUUAUCUGGAAGGUUGGCCAAUGUAUGUGGAAAAGAGAUUAUCCCGCAGCUUAUGCAGCCCUUCAAGCUCCAUGGUCAGACAAUGUCAGACACAUCAUGACUACACUUCAAGAAGAACUUCGCUCAAGAGCAAUUGACCUUAUUGCCAAUGCCUACUCUUCCAUUGCCUUAAGUGAUUUAGCAGCAAUGGCCGGCAUCAAUGAUAGAGAAGCUGAACGAAUUUCCAAUGAACGAGGUUGGAUUAUUGAUGCUGAAACAGAGAUGGUCCAUCCAGUGAGGCCACCACCUUCUUCUCAAGUCAUCACCUCUAGUGAAGGGCAGCUUAAUAAACUUACUGAUUAUGUUUCGUUUUUGGAAAAUUAGGCAGACUAUUUGAAAUCUUUUGUAGCAAUAAGGGUUUUGUUUCAAUUCAAUUUGUGUAUUUUUAAUUGAGAAAUUCGGUCGUUAAAACAGUGCACCUAUUUAUCUCAAAAUUGUCUUCUUUUAUAUUUAAUCAAAACUAUAUGGGGCAAUGAGCCAUCUUUUUCCGAACAAAUAUAAGGCAGAUUUUGUAGUGAUUUGCAAUACUCCUUAAAGAUUCAAUACAUAGUGGCAUUUUUCAUUGAACUAUUGUCUGUUACAUCAACAAAUAUGUGACUGAAUGGAUAAGUAUCUGAUCUGCUCUUGUGAAAGUUGGGUGAAAUUAAAAGCAGCUCACAGAAA
Messenger RNA from Thrips palmi, 1023 nucleotides. It is a transcript of the gene CSN8, whose product is annotated as COP9 signalosome complex subunit 8. The transcript is spliced from 4 exons. NCBI's taxonomy places the organism in Eukaryota, Metazoa, Arthropoda, Insecta, Thysanoptera, Thripidae. The record is from RefSeq and is a predicted model, not a curated record. Bases 127 to 684 code for a protein of 185 amino acids. Gene Ontology annotation, cellular component: COP9 signalosome. Gene Ontology annotation, biological process: protein deneddylation; COP9 signalosome assembly.